AUGCAGGCAUCCGCGCGCCUCUCCUCCUCCGCGGCCUUCAGGAAAGUGAUAGCGGGUGUCUCUAGCGCCACCACACGGUCGUGCUACCGGACCUCCCGGGGGAAGGCGCAUGCGGCGCCGCUGCCUGCGCAGGAGCCACCGCCCAAGGGGCGGAAGAGGAUUUCAAUGCAGGAGAGGAGGGCUUUGAUAGUGGAAUUCGUUGACAAUUAUAGAGCUUCAAAUGAAGGCAAGUUUCCUACUAUAACAAAUAUCUGUGAGCAAAUUGGAGGCAGUUUUUACACAGUGCGCCCGGUAAUUCAAGAAAUGGUGUAUAAUCAUGCAAAAUUACCACUGGAUAAUCCUAAGCCAGUUCCACGUCAAGUCACAGUUGAAGUCACUGAGCACCUCAUGCAAAAGGAUGAAGCCAGAGUGGCUCAAAGACAAGUUUCUGAGCCAUCCACGCCCAAGGAUGAUGCUGAAGUGGCUCACCUCAUGCAAAAGGAUGAAGCCAGAGUGGCUGAAAGACAAGUUUCUGUGCAUUCCACGCCCAAGGAUGAUGCUGAAAUGGCUCACCUCAUGCAAAAGGAUGAACCCAGAGUGGCUGAAAGACAAGUUUCUGAGCAUGCCUUCCCUAAGGAUGAAGGUAAGGUGUUAUGCAGAGAAGACAACCCAAAGCUUGAGGAGUCCGUGAACACAGGUCUUUUGGGCAGCCUGAAAUCUUUUGCUUAUGGCAUCAGAAACUUCUGGAAAAAUAUGUAA
Messenger RNA from Miscanthus lutarioriparius, 738 nucleotides. Lineage: Eukaryota; Viridiplantae; Streptophyta; Magnoliopsida; Poales; Poaceae. The record is from the annotation of a GenBank genome assembly.